Heterobilharzia americana is the source of this 4814-nucleotide messenger RNA. Lineage: Eukaryota; Metazoa; Platyhelminthes; Trematoda; Strigeidida; Schistosomatidae. The record is from the annotation of a GenBank genome assembly.
UACUUUCAAGGUCAAAAGUGAGUAACGGCUAUUUUCUGUUUUUUAGACAUUGAGACAAAAUUAACUUCAGGACAAAGUCAAAUUUGUAUCUGUACUGAGUUGUACAGAUUGAGUUCUUCCUUGAAUACUGCAUAGGCAUAUGUUUUUAUACGCUUUUAACGAACAACCAUAGGAGAAAAUCCAUAAAACUGUAAUUGCGCCAACCCGCCAAAUGCUGACUGAGAUGUCUACAUGAGAAUUUCCUGGAAAUUUAUAAUUUUCAUUUUUUUCACAUUUUCCACAUUGUGAUCACAAAGUCAAUCGAUUCACAUCGUUCUAUGAUUAUUGGAAAAACUUUUAAUGUGAAAAAGUUGAGUGGUACUACUAUCAAGUACUUCCUCAGGUUCACUUCCGUAUGGAUGUAGUGCAAAUAAUUGUUCGUCUGUUUUCCUUUUUGUUUCGUCCUCAUCCUGGUUACUAAUCAGUAAUUAAUGGCUAUUAGUAGCAUGGUCAAAGGCUGAUAACAAAGGGAAUGUAAGGUGUUCCUCACAGUUUGGUGUUCUAUGAUCACAUGCAAUCUUCAUUUGGAAGUUAUGUUAGCAUACCAAGACAUCCUGUAUGAGAAAUAAGAAGUGAAUGAAAUCUUCCAUGAGAAAUAAAUAGUACUAACAACCCUAAUAUCCUUCGCGUACUGCAUGCAGCACUGUCUGUUUUCAACAGAAGCUCUUAAAUUGUGAAUAUGUACAGGAACUCCAGCUUAUACCAACUUACGACUUUUUUGUUGAAGCCUCAUCUUCACAUCUGAAGACUCAGCAAGUAGUUUCCACCUGCAACGGCAACGAAUGUAAAAUUCCCCUAUUUUCAUCAUCAGAUUUUGUUUUCAUCAAGUGAAGUCUCCUUGAAUCUUAUUUGUGUCAGUAGCUGCUUCUUUAUUACCCCUCAUUGUCGCCUAAUACUUCUGAGAUUGUUGCUAACCUACUACAAGUAAACACCCAACCGGAACUUCUAACCCUAAAGUGGUGGUCAGGCUUGCUCAUUACAAUGCCUCCAAAGGCUGUGCGGUCUGGAAUGUUGCUUCUCUGAGGUUCUACCAUGCCAGGAAGGUUCAAGAUGGUACAUUCCUUUGGGUAAAGAAAAUACUUACAGACUGAGUUUUGAUAAUACUACACAAAAUCUACAGUCUACUAGCUGUUCGUAGAAAGUCUUUUAUUCUUAUUAAUGUCGAGAUGAUUCGUCAGCAUGCUGAACAUGUAACAUGUGCUCACAAAAAAAGCACAUUUUUUUUAUACUUCUCGUCUGCAUAUUUAAAUCCUUCAUGCUGAACACCAAAAAUACACUUAGCUCUCAGUUUUUUAUUCCAGUAUUUCAUGUCAUACAGUAAUAAAAUCAGCACAGUAAUUUAAUUAUAUAUGUGUUCAUUCACCCCAUCUGAACUCACUACCCCGUACAAUAAACCCUAUGUAAAUAAAGUCUUUCUAAUUGGAACAAUUGUUGGUAUACUAUGUCUCACCAGUGGAUCUUUUGUCAUAUUAUUAUGGGCAUUUAUACCAGAAUUCGUUAGAUUGCAUCGUUUUGCUGUGAAAAUUAGUGCUAUAAUGUGCGUGGCUGGUGUUAUCAUUGUUUCAGUCAAUACUGUCUGUUUGUACUGUAGACAGUGCCGUGUAAUCAGCAAUAAGAAGAAACGGAGGAAAACGUUGAACACAGUAAAGAAUGGAGUACACUACUUCGAUGGAGAGUUAUAUCCUGAAAACGAAAGUUUUACUACAAAAUACCAGCUUCCCGCUCCAAGUUCACUGUCUAUGCCUGAGGUGUUCACUACAAAUGGUAACUUGAUGAGAAAAACUUUCGUCUCUCUUGGUUCAUUGGAGCUGGAGAAAUUCGAAGUUGUUGGAGUUGUACACAGAACAAAUUCCAAUCUUGACGUUGUUGGUAUUGAUAAUGGGGACAAAUCGGUUAUCGGAGAAAAAUAUAAAAACAGCCAUCCGGGUGGUUCAUAUCCAAAUAUAUUGAUUGUUGAUCAAGUUUCCAAUCUUCUGUCUGGUAAAACGUUUUACUUUCAUAGUGGUAAUGAUGAUAAUAAUCAAGAUUCUACAAACAUUACCACUGGAACUACUACUAAUACUGAUGAGACCACUCCUAUUUCUGUGACUACUAAUAAUAAUAACGUUUUCAAUACAAAUUGUCUAAAGAAACUCUAUGCCUCAGCAAGAAGCAUACCUUAUUCACUUCCUCGAGUUUCUAUUCGCGAAAUCCAAGAGAUUGAGCCAAAUUUGCCAGUAACUUCUUCACAUUUUGUCAGUGUUCGUAGAACAAGGUCCGACAGAAUUAAACACGGUAAAAUAAGUCGGUCAAUCCUUAUACCUAUGGGCUACUCUCUGGAUGGUCCAGCACUGUCGGAAUCAAAUAAUAGUGAUCAUAACAAUAAACCUUCCAUCUCAAGUAUUGGUUUUGGUGUUAGCAAUCGAAGAAGCAGUGAUAAUAACAAUGAUAAUAAUAACAACAAGUAUCGUUUCCUUCACAGCACUGAGAUUACUACCAGUCAUCAUAAACCGAGCACAGACUCUGAAAUGUCAACGUUUGGAAACUCUGUAUCACAUACAAUCGACACAACAUCACCGAUUGGUCAAGAUAGUCUAUUCAAUUUGAGUGCCAAUACUGUUGUUACUACUCAUAACAAUGGUAGCAGCAGUAUAGACGAUAAAAUCACGGAGGUCAACAGUAAUUCUACCAAACAAACCCCAGGAGUACUACCAGUAAAAGGUAAAUCAGUAAUCAGUUCGAAACAUCAACUGAAUAAAGAUGAUACUGAUCAAGAGCGAAAUGAUGACGGUAACUGCUUCGUCAUUAUGAAAAGUCCAAACCAUCAAUCACAAAGUCAUCAUGUUCUUUCGUGUACAACACUAUUCAAUAGUGAUGAAGAUAACCCUAACAAUAUAAAUGAUAAUAGCGAAGGUGACAAUGAGAUAGUUAGCAUAGACAAUGGUGUUAGUGGAUUUAGACGCCUGCAGAAAAUUUACUCCAAAUGGAGCGUGUUUCCAGUUUGUAUUGAAAAUGAAAAAAUGGCAAAGUACAACAACAACAGUAGUGUCGAUAAACUUUCUUAUGAUGAUGACAAUAAUGAUAAUGUCGAAGAUGGUGAUGAAAGUAGUGAAAAGAGAUUUUCAUCACGGAAAACCUCGACAUCAACUGUUGCUUAUAAUGACAAAAUAAGAGGGAGCUCAAUACUGAACCCUGUACGAUCAUUGAUUAGUAGAAUGAAAAGUCAUUGGGCUAAUUGUCAUGUGAAUACAAAGAGAAGUAUGAAGAAUAGAAGAAUCCGUCAUCAAAAAACAAAGACUAGAAUAAAGAAAAGAACUAAAAUAAAAAGUAUCAGUGAAGAGACAGUACAUGAAUUCUCUUCAAUACACGAUUCAAAUAAAAAUGAUACAAUACUAGAGAAUGAUAAUGAUAAAUAUCGUAGGCAAACUAUCAUUACAAACGCGUCUAUUUUUUCAUUGCCUGCUAUUCCACCAGCAUUAUGGAAUGCUGAACGUCCUGUAUGGAUUAUGGGUUUACCAUUAAAUGAUGAUAUUGACUAUGAUAAUAAUGAUCAUUGGUUUACAGUAGAUACAAAUAAGGUGAUUUUAUUAAAACAAGAAUCAAAAUUAAAUAAUUUACCAAAUUCUAAUAUUACUGGGUCUUUAUCUUCAAUUUAUGCAUUUCAUGUACGUCCACCACCAAGAUUAAAACCAGUUAAUAUAAAAUCAAGUCGAUUACACCGAGAGAUUCAUCAACAUCAGCAUACACGUGCACAAUCUGUUGGUCAGAUGUUGAUUUCAGAUAAAUCAAUUUUAAAUAUUUCUUAGAUAUCAUAAUAUUAGAGAGAGAAAUUAUUUUCAAAAGAAAACAUACCACUAUAUCUAUCUAUCUAUCUAUUUGUUGGUCAAUUCUUUUCCUUAAAUGCUACUCUUAUAUAAUAGUUAAUUUCAGCACUGUUAUAUUCCUAUUGAUUAAACAAUUUCAAUGAUAAUCAUUUCUUUAUCAUGUUAUACUACUACACCAUACAACAACAGGAUAGUAGUGUUGUAUACUUGUAAUACUAAAAAGAGUAUACACAAUCAGUGUGUAAAACACAAUAUUAUUGAGCAUAUAUUACUAGUGAAUUAUAAAUCUUCUGCAGUAUUAGGAUGUGUGUAAAAACAAAACAACAUUGACAGUAAACACACAUUGUAAAGAUACUUUCAUGAAGAUGUAAGGAAAGAAAAGACUGACUUUAUACAAAAUUUAAUAAGUGAUUUUCUGUAGACUCCAUGAUUUGUUCCUAUUUCUUAUCCUAUCUGUUUUUAUCAUGGUUCAUUAUUCAAAGGAGGAAAUAAAAAUAUGUAAUAUAACAGAUCCUAACACUGCUUGUCAUUUUAUAAUUAUAUAAAAGCCUAUCAAGAUCUCAUAAUUAUUUUCUCCGUUAAAGUAUUAAACAUUUCAUACAUACUGAGCUUUUUGUCUGAAAACAAAUGCACAGGAUUACAAGGAUUUGUGAGGAGGAAAAAGGCUGUCCGACUGCAAUGCACCCAGACACACACACCGGGAGUUGAUGUUAAGCAGCUGUUGAUUCUUGCUUUUCUUCAACAAAUGGUUCAUUUGGUGUCUCUCUGUAAACAACACAAAAAAAUAAUGAUAUGAUAGAGAAAAUAAAUGAAAUAGAACUAUGUGUACAUAGGUGAACUAUAACUCAGAGGUGAUACAGCGUUAAAUCCUAUACCAAUAUGCAUAGUUUAUUUACUGCAUACAACAAUAGUGUUUUUUGUAUUCACUUCGAUAAUUUUAUCUACGUACAUCCUUUAUGCAUGCAUAUCAUC